UUUUGUAGGACUGUUUUGAACGGCCAAUAUGUAGUUCUCCAGAUGCUUGGUUUGAUGUGGUGACGCGUGUGACCAAUGAUAACAACAAGAUACAAAAGCGGACGAAAAAUGUGUCAAGGUGCCUCAACUUGGGAUCAUAUAAUUAUCUUGGUUUUGCUGCAUUUGAUGAAUAUUGUUCUCCUCGGACAAUUGAGUGUUUGAAAAUAUUUUCCGCAAGCACUUGUAGUACCCGGGUUGAUGGAGGAACCACAACAAUACAUACUGAAUUAGAAGAGCAUGUGGCUAAAUUUGUUGGAAAACCAGCUGCUAUCGUUUUUGGCAUGGGUUACGUAACAAACUCAGCUGUGCUUCCUGUCUUGAUAGGACAGGGAGGUUUGAUUAUUAGUGAUUCUCUAAAUCACAACUCUAUUGUCAAUGGAGCUAGGGGAUCUGGAGCCACUAUUCGUGUUUUUCAACAUAAUAAACCAUCGCAUUUGGAGAGAGUUUUACGAGAGAAUAUUGCUGAGGGCCAGCCCCAAAAUCAUAGACGGUGGACUAAGAUAAUUGUUGUGGUGGAAGGCAUAUAUAGCAUGGAAGGGGAGCUUUGCAAACUUUCAGAGAUUGUUGCCAUAUGCAAGAAGUACAAGGCAUAUGUUUAUGUGGACGAGGCUCACAGCAUUGGAGCAGUUGGUAAAACAGGAAAAGGGGUAUGUGAGCUCUUGGGAAUUGAUACUGCAAAUGUGGAUAUUAUGAUGGGAACUUUCACAAAGUCAUUUGGAUCCUGUGGGGGUUAUAUUGCAGGAUCCAAGGAACUAAUUGAAUAUUUGAAGUACACUUGUCCAGCGCAUGUAUAUGCAAUAUCCAUAUCACCUCCAGCUGCUCAACAAAUCAUUUCUGCUAUUAAGGUUUUGCUUGGUGAAGAUGGUUCAAAAAGAGGAGCUCAAAAAAUAGCACACCUACGUGAAAAUAGCAACUUCUUCCGGUCUGAACUGCAGAAGAUGGGGUUUGAUGUUUUGGGAGACUAUGAUUCACCUGUGAUGCCCAUAAUGCUCUAUAAUAUUGCAAAAUUACCGGCUUUUUCACGAGAGUGUCUGAAACAGAAUGUAGCCGUUGUGGUAGUUGCUUUUCCAGCCACCCCUUUACUUUUGGCCAGAGCACGCAUAUGUAUUUCUGCUGCCCACUCAAAGGAAGAUCUCAUCAAAGCAUUGAAGGUUAUCAGCAAAAUUGGUGAUUUAUUGGGUAUAAAAUACUUGUCUACUACCCCAAUGGAUAUAAAUAGACUAGGUGAUUCUUCUCAUCUGUCCUAA
This is a messenger RNA of Solanum verrucosum, 1286 nucleotides long. Its product is annotated as long chain base biosynthesis protein 2a-like. The record is from RefSeq and is a predicted model, not a curated record. Gene Ontology annotation, cellular component: serine palmitoyltransferase complex. The transcript has 10 exons. Bases 321 to 1286 code for a protein of 321 amino acids. Gene Ontology annotation, molecular function: serine C-palmitoyltransferase activity; pyridoxal phosphate binding. Gene Ontology annotation, biological process: sphingosine biosynthetic process; ceramide biosynthetic process. NCBI's taxonomy places the organism in Eukaryota, Viridiplantae, Streptophyta, Magnoliopsida, Solanales, Solanaceae.